CUUUUAGCUACCUCUGCGUAGCGACCUCUCAUUAUUCCUUUGCACAGGACCCUAGCAACCUAGGCUACCUAGCGGAGGACAAAAUGCCGCAGAACGAGCAUAUUGAGCUGCACCAGAAGCGCUAUGGAAAGCGUCUUGACUAUGACGAGCGCAAGCGCAAGAAGCAGGCCCGUGAGGUCCACAAGCGGUCUGCCUACGCGCAGAAGGCGCUGGGUCUCAAGGGCAAGAUGUUUGCCAAGAAGCGGCACCAGGAGAAGGCUACGAUGAAGAAGACGAUUGCGAUGCACGAGGAGCGGGACAACAAGCACAAGGCGCAGGACGGCGCGCCGCAGAAUGCUGUGCCGGCCUACCUGCUGGAGCGUGAGCAGGUGGACCGCGCCAAGGUCCUGAGCAACACCAUCAAGCAGAAGCGGAAGGAGAAGGCGGGCAAGUGGGAGGUGCCUCUGCCGCAGGUGCGGCCCAUCGCCGAGGACGAGAUGUUCAAGGUGAUGAAGAGCGGCAAGCGCAUGAAGAAGAGCUGGAAGCGCAUGAUCACAAAGGUGACCUUCGUGGGCCAGGGCUUCACGCGCAAGCCGCCGAAGUACGAGCGCUUCAUCCGGCCCACCGGUCUGCGCAUGACCAAGGCGCACGUGACUCAUCCCGAGCUCAAGGCAACCUUCUGCCUGGACAUCAUUGGCGUGAAGAAGAACCCCAACGGGCAAAUGUACUCGCAGCUGGGCGUGGUGACAAAGGGCACGAUCCUGGAGGUGAACGUCAGCGAGCUGGGACUGGUGACGCCCGGCGGCAAGGUGGUGUGGGGCAAGUACGCGCAGGUGACCAACAACCCCGAGAACGACGGCUGCAUCAACGCCGUGCUGCUGGUGUAAUGAAGCACUGGUGGCGUGGGAGCGAGCGUGUGGGCGCUGGCUGCUGCUGCUCAGGAGGAGGAGGAGGAGCUAGGACCAGCCUUCAGCAGCCUUCAGCAGCCAUGUGGUGUGGAGCCGAUGGGAGCCGGAAGCAGCGGCUGGCUGGAGGUGUGGCGCGGCUGGCUGGGCCUGGCGGUGGAGGAGCAGCGCAGCAGCGGCUGGAGCAUGAGAGGGCGCGUUGAUGUGGGGUGGCGCACAUGGGGCGGCCUGGCGUGAGCGGGGCCUGAGUGAGGGUAAUAGGCAUGGGUGUAGGUUGGGUAGAUGUUGGGAAUAGGCACGGGAAGGGGAGUGCGGUUAUGCAGCUGCAAGCUGCGCAGCCUGUUUGGUUGUUGGUACGUGGGCACAAGGCGAUAGGUAUGGGUAGUGUGUGUUUGACACAGAGCAUGUUUUUACUAGCAUAGGACUGCCGCUCCCAUGUUGCACGUUGUUGGAAGGGCGGUCGGGGCCUGAGCGUGUUGUCAGCUGACGAACACUCGAGAGAGGGCGUGUACAUAUAUUGUGUGUCACCCGCUUUGGCGUCGCUGCGAAUGGGAACGCUGCAGCAGUCUGCUUUCCGAAGACAUGUCGGUUCAAACAGGCGGCUAUGCGUGGGCGCAUUUGUUAGGGACGCACAAGGACGCGCUAUGCGCGCGCGUGUGUGCAGGUGACAACUGACGGAAGUCCUUUUACAACUGACCAAAUGACUUGACAUGGCUUGUACGGCGUUGAACACAUGACAAUGACGCAGAAUGAUUCCGGGUGCCUCUUGAGCACCUGCACCGCAUGUUCCGCAAAGUAUUCAUUGGGUGGCCGUAAGGCCGCAAGCAAUGGGAUUAGGCUGUGGCCUUGGGGGAGUGAGACUUUCCUAUGGUCGAUGGUGCCAGGCGUUGGUUGGUGGGGGCCGUCCGCUCCUUGAUGGUGUAAUCGCAAUCGUCUUCAAACUCAUCGUCUACCUGCUUGUGGGCCUGGUCGACGAGAGCGGGACAAAGUCCUGACUGUGCUGAAUUGCCUGUAUUGCACUGAUCGUUCGAGGGUCUCCU
Molecule: messenger RNA, 1924 nt
Organism: Chlamydomonas reinhardtii
Lineage: Eukaryota; Viridiplantae; Chlorophyta; Chlorophyceae; Chlamydomonadales; Chlamydomonadaceae
Exons: 3
Coding region: 84-866 (260 amino acids)
Biological process (GO): maturation of LSU-rRNA; maturation of 5.8S rRNA
Cellular component (GO): preribosome, large subunit precursor; nucleolus
Source: RefSeq, a predicted model, not a curated record